Messenger RNA from Cyclopterus lumpus (lumpfish), 1446 nucleotides. RefSeq names its product ectonucleotide pyrophosphatase/phosphodiesterase 7, tandem duplicate 2 (gene enpp7.2). Bases 1 to 1446 code for a protein of 481 amino acids. Lineage: Eukaryota; Metazoa; Chordata; Actinopteri; Perciformes; Cyclopteridae. The record is from RefSeq and is a predicted model, not a curated record. The transcript is spliced from 6 exons.
AUGCUGCUGUUCCUCGCUGUCCUCUGCCUUAUUGGCAACUCUUUCUGUGCUGUUAUUCCACCGCGAGACACUCCGGGAUCCAGGACCACCAGGAACAAGCUGCUGCUCAUCUCCUUUGACGGUUUCCGCUGGGACUAUGACAGAGAUGUGGACACCCCUCACCUGGAUAAGAUGGCUCGUGAGGGGGCGACAGCCCAAUACGUCACACCACCCUUCCUCACUAUCACCAGCCCCUCACACUUUACCCUGCUCACAGGACGUUACAUUGAGAACCACGGAGUUAUCCACAACAUGUGGUUCAACACUACCACUCAGGAGAAGAAGCAGUACUACAUGGCUCAGUUUGUUGAUUCCUACUGGGACAAUGGCAGCUUACCUAUCUGGAUAACAGCACAGAGACAGGGUCUAAAAGCAGGUUCUCUGCAUUUCCCUGGCACAGCAGCAACGUACAAAGGAGAGACUGUGAAGGUUAGGCAAGUGGAACCUCGUUUCUAUGAUUAUUCUAACGAGACAGAUUGGAAGCUGAACAUUGACAAGGUGAUUGGAGAGUGGUUCCACCAACAGGACCUGGACUUUGUCUCCUUGUACUUCGGAGAACCAGAUUUGACUGGGCAUAAAUACGGACCAGAUUCCCCAGAACGUCGUGAGAUGGUCCAGCAAGUGGACCGCACGGUGGGCUACAUCCGGGAAAAGAUCCAAGACCAUUACCUUACUGAGCGGCUCAACAUUAUUAUCACUUCUGACCACGGGAUGACGAAAGUUCUGCGGGGUGGACUAGUUGAGGAAAUCGUCCUCUCUAAGAUCCCUGGCUUUAGCUUCAAUGAUAUCAAGUUCCAUCUGGUGGAUUAUGGUCCAGCUGGGAUGCUGCUUCCUAAAGAGGGGAUGCUGGAGAAGGUCUACCAGGCUUUGAAAGGAAGCCAUCCUCAUCUUCAUGUGUAUAAAAAGGAGGAGAUGCCAGCCAGACUGCACUACAGUAACCAUCCUCGACUCCUACCCAUCAUCCUCUUCGCUGAUCCUGGAUAUGUUAUCAAUGGGAUUUUCCCUGUGCAGUUCAACAAAGGAGAGCAUGGCUUUGACAAUCAAGAGAUGGACAUGAAGCCUUUCUUCAGGGUGGUGGGGCCUGAUUUCCAGAAAAACCUGGUGUCUGGGCCUUUUGAGACAGUUAAUGUGUAUGCACUGAUGUGCCAUCUACUCGGGAUAAACCCUGAAAUCAACGAUGGACACUUGGACAAUACCAAACGUAUGCUGGUCCCAAAGAAAAACAACAGAAUAAAUGUCCAGUUACAAGUGAUUGUCGGCUUAUCGGCAGUGACUGGGUUUCUGAUACUGGUGUUCACAGUGACCACGUCCUAUGCGGGGUUCAGAAGCAGCAGAAUAAAAAGGAGUUUUGAAUUAAAACACGCUGCUGGUGAAGAAAAGAAGGGCGUGAAGGAAAGCAGUUUUUGA